Messenger RNA from Rhododendron vialii, 792 nucleotides. Its product is annotated as GDSL esterase/lipase 7-like. The transcript is spliced from 6 exons. The record is from RefSeq and is a predicted model, not a curated record. Lineage: Eukaryota; Viridiplantae; Streptophyta; Magnoliopsida; Ericales; Ericaceae. Bases 1 to 792 code for a protein of 263 amino acids. Gene Ontology annotation, molecular function: hydrolase activity, acting on ester bonds.
AUGAAUGUGAAGCAGACAAAUCAAGUGCGUGUUAAGUUCAAACUAGUACUGUACGUUUUCCUUUUGGAGAGGUUUGUUUCAGUAAUUAUCAAAUUAAACGUAAUUGGCCGGGCAAUUUACUAUUUGGUUUACUUCAAAGCAAAGAUGACGAGAACGUUACCAGUUUCCGUUCGCUUUUGUUAUCUUCUUCUUCAUUUGUAUCUUAUGUCCUUCACCAAGAAAUGUCUGCCAGAAGAAUUCCCGAAUUUAUAUGUGUUUGGAGACUCCAUAUUUGACAAUGGCGUCAAGCGUAGUCAUGUCUCAGGAAUGCGAACAGGCUACUCACCUUAUGGCAUUGAGUGUCAUUGGUAUGACAAAUUCAGGUUCACGAAUGGAAGGACAAUUCCAGAAAUGAUAGCCGUCUCACUCAAAUUGAAGUUGCCAACAUCAUUUGAUGAAUCGGCAUUCUAUCCCGAACAUGGAGUUACUUACGCAUCUGCAUCAGCAGGCAUUCUUCCAGACACAGGGAGUAUAUUCGGAACGAACUAUUGUUUUGAGGAACAAAUUGGAUUUUUCAAGGAAACUUUGGAAAAAAACCUGCGACCCAAGUAUCAAUCCGCCGAGAAGCUCUCCAAAUACUUGUCGGAUUCAAUCUUUUUCAUCAAUAUCGGCAGUAGCGACUAUAUUCACAACUAUCUCCAGCCACAUGACUAUAGUAGUAGCCGGCAAUACAACGGCGAAGAUUUUGCUCAACUCCUUACAACCAAACUUGGAGACCAUUUAAAGGAACUGUACAACCUUGGGGCAAGGUAG